CAGACAGAAGUGGAGAAGGCUUUAAAAGAGAAAGAUCUUCAUGUCGGGAAAUCUAAUGUACAUAGAAUAUAACUGAGCUGUUAAUCACCCGGCACACCCUCUGGCUCAUUUUUCAUACAGAGGCCAACAAAUGCUGUUGUCAAUCAGUCCGACGAGACGCACCUCCUUUCCAGUUGGGAGCGCACCGGGGCUUCGCAUCUGGAUUUUACGCGUCGGUCGGUCCACGCCUACAAGACUGCCCGCCUCCCCCGCUGCAACCCGCACACUCGGCUGUGGGCUUUUCACGGCGGAGACCUGUCGUCCUCUCCCCCUUUACAGCUUUUCCAGUUUGUCAGAUCUCGGCUCUCUUUCCUUCAAUGGCCGUCCGUGGCGUGAUUUGCAUUCAGCAGCGCAAUAGUUAAUGAGUGCCGGAUGCGCCCUCACUCCAGCAGACCGCUACAGUACGAAGAUGGCGUCGGAGGGAGCCAGCGGAGAGCAGCCUCCUCCGGUACAAACACUGGCAACCGCCGUGCUGGGAAGUGUCGACACGAAAUGUGAGUUCAACAUGGAUAACCUGAGCAAGCCAGAGCUGCUCACCUUGCUGAGUAUCAUGGAGGGAGAGCUGGAGGCCCGAGACCUGGUCAUAGAGGCCCUGAGGGCUCAGAGGAAGGAAGUGUUUCUUCAGGAGCGUUAUGGCCACUACACCCUGACUGACCCCUUCCUGGCGCUUCAGAGGGACUUUGAGUGCGGGGUCCCCGGAGGAGACAAGGAACGGCGGCCCCUGGGCUCCAGCCCCAUCUCUGUCCUGGAGGCCGUCAUGGCCCACUGCAGGAAGAUGCAGGAACGCAUGUCAGCCCAGCUGGCUGCCGCCGAGAGCCGCCAGAAGAGGCUGGAGAUGGAGAAACUGCAGCUCCAGAGUCUGGAACAGGAGCACCGUAAGCUGACAGCGCAGCUGAAGGACGAGCGCGAGAAGAACAAGCACAUCGUCAUGAUGCUGGUGCGGGAGUGCAAGCAGCUCGCCACGCGGGUGGUGGAGGAGUCGCAACGAUUUGACGAGCUCCAGGCUCGCCUGGACGAGGAGAGUCGCACCUCUGGCCGGCUGCAAGGGGAACUGAGCACUGAGCGGCAACGUAGCCAACAGAUGGAGGCCAAGAUGGAAAAGCAGCUGUCAGAGUUUGACACAGAGCGGGAACAGCUGCGUGCCAGGCUAGGUCGUGAGGAGGCCGAGAGCCAGAGUCUGCGGCAGCAGGUGGAGCAGCUCAGGACUGAACAGGGCGAUGAGAAGGAUGCCGCUACUGUCGCCCAGCCUGCUGCUGCUGCUGGAGCAGAACCUGCUGCCACCAGCCCACCACCCAAACCUAAAGCUCUAAAUUCUGUUUCCGUAGCCACAGAGCCGAUCAGCUCUCGAACGGCAUCUUGCCAAACGGACCUGCCCCACACUGAGGUGGAGGGUCCCAAGAAGACUCCCCUCACUAUACCCGUUAAACCAACCCCUGCCAACUAUGUGGGCCUGAGUCUGCCAAAGACGUCUGCCCGGGGAAUUGUCCACAGCAGCUCAGGAGGACUGGCACAGACAGAGAAUGGCUCAGAGGGCCAAGCCCCCCAUGGCUUACCCAGCGGGGUCAGCCCCCGUGUCCAGGCAGCCCGCUACAAGUUCCAGGAACAGGACCAAAACGGCACGGCCUCCCAGAGUCCUCCAGCCCGUGACCUCUCCCCUACUAAUCGUGACAACUUUGCCGCCAAGCAGCAAGCACGCCACACCGUCACGCAGGUUCUUUCGCGCUUCACCAGCCCUCCAGCAGCAGGUGCUGGACCCCUGCGUCCUGGCCUGUCCCACUCCGCCUCAGAGGGAGGCCCUUUCCCCGGUCGCCUGAGCCACCCCAUCGGCCUCAAGUCGCCCACGGUGGCCAGGAUCGACCGGGGAAACCCUCCUCCUAUCCCUCCAAAAAAGCCUGGGCUUUCCCAGACCCCCUCUCCUCCUCAUCCACCCAUCAAAGUGGUGGGAGACAGCAGCCGCUCUCCUGGGGCGGGGCUAAAACCAGCCACGCCCCAGCUGCCGCCCAAACCUGCCCUGGACCUGGUCCCGGCCCUGACGGCCUCUCAGGUGGGUGCCUGCUCGCCCUCUCGCUCCCCGGGGCCCAGCCGGGGCCCUCAGCGGCAGCCGGCAGCAGCAUGUGCAGAGUGCCCCCCCGUCAUCAGCCCUGCCACCACUGUCAGUAGCCCCUCCUCCAUAAACCCCCCUUCCACCUCCUCCUCCGUUAGUGCUCCAUCCUCCCGUAGCCCCCGCGCCUCAGCAGGCAGCCCCCUGGCAACAGCAUCAGGCUGGUGUCCCUCCGUAGUCUCCUCUCUAAGCGGCGGUGGGCCUGCUGCCCUGGACGGCGGGCGCCCCCUGCUCCUCCAAGCUGCUUCCCAGGGAAAUGUCACUUUAUUGUCAAUGCUGCUUAACCAACCAGACCCGACCACCACCACCAUCACCACCACUACCACCACCACCACCACCUCCAUGUCCACCAACACCACCUCUACCACCAACAUCACCUCUACCACCGCCAUGGAGAACAAGCCCAACCAUCUUGACCAAGACCACCACCUCUACCACAACCACAACCAAACCUCUGCCUUGUUUGCUGCUGCUCAGAACGGACACUCAGAGUGUGUGAAGCUGCUGCUGUCUUCCGGUUCGCCUGUUGAUGUUUCGGAUGAAAAUGGAUUCACACCUUUACACUUUGCUGCCGGCCGCGGCCACUGCAGCUGCGUGGAGGUGUUGCUGGCUGCGGGAGCUGCCGUGGACGCGGCGGCGGCGGGGGGACAGACCUCCCUCUUUCUGGCCAGCGAAGCAGGAAGACUGGACUGUGUUCAGGUCCUGCUGAGCACCGGAGCUGAUCGCUCCCGCACCACGACGGACGGCUGCACGGCUCUCCACGCGGCGGUGCGCUCAGGACACGUGGACACGCUGCGUCUCCUACUUUGCCACCCAACUCAGGGUGACCUCACUGUGACCCUUGACCCUCCCGGCACCCUGGCGCUGCCUGCUGCCCUGCUGAACCAGGGCAACAGUGACGGCUGGACGGCUGCACACAUGGCUGCUGCCCUCGGCCUCAAGGAGUGUCUGGAGGUGCUGUGCAGCCACAGUGAACAGGACAUCGAGAGGAGGGAUAAGUGUAAUCGCACCAUUCAUGACGUGGCGACCGAUGACUGCAAAGAUCUACUUGAAAACCUCCACUUGUACCGGGUCCUGGUUCGUCUCCAGUGUCCAGCCGGAGGAGGAGGAGCGGGGUCCAUGUGUCCCGUGGAGGCCCUGGAGGAGGAGGGGAAGGGGGUCACCAGCAGCCAGUUGGUUCUCGGCCGAGUGUCGGUCGACCGGUCGAUGUGUUGGUCUCAGCUGAGCGCCGCUCUCGGCCGCGCCCUCACCUCCCACCUCCAGGUCCUCUGCGGAGACGCUCAGACGGCCAGAGAGGAGACGCAGCGUCCUCCGCUAGGCCUCGGCCCCGCCAGCAUCGCCUCCAUCCUCAUCGGAGACACUGAGUGGUUUCCCGGUCAGGAGCUGCCUUUGUCCCCCUGGGAUCUGGUCAGAAAGCCUCUGAGCCAGUACGUCACCAUCCGCCUCAAAGGUCUGUCUGAGUCGUGUCUCGAUGAGUUGGCUCUGGAUUCUCUCUUCCCCCUGCCGCUGCUGCACAACUACGUCCGCCUGGUGGAACAAUAUGGGAACCUCAUCUUUCACGGGCUGGAGGGCAGCUGUCAGGAGUACAUCGCCAAUCUGAUCGCUCGCUGCAUCAAGUCCAAGCAGGAGGCGGGGGGGCUCGGCUGUGACGUGGUGCGCGUGGAGGUGGAGGAGAGUCUGACCAAAGAGCAGCUGCUGGAGACUUUCAUCACCUGUGGUUUCUUGGUGCCGGCGGUGAGGUUGGGGGUCGGGGUGCCAGCUGGUCACACCGGUCGCCGUGUGGUGGUGCUGCUGGACGGACUGGAGAAGGCUUCGUCCCUGUCAGGCCUGCUGGGAGACCUCUGCCACAGCCUGGACAACAGAGGCUCUGCUGCCCCGCUGGUCCUCAACACCGGACCCCACCAUUUCCGUGAGGGCAGCUUCCUGAUUGCCACAUUGUCAAAGCCCCGCCUCCAGGGCCCAGAGCUCCGCCUCCAGCAGCAUUUCCGCUGGGUGACUCUUCGCUGGGACCAGGAGCCGCUGCACGGCCUGCUGGGAAGGCAUCUCCGCAGGAAGCUGCUUCACAAGAUGGGGACUGGCGUUUGGUCACCUGACGGCGUCAUGGAGCGGUCGGUGUUGUGGGUGAGCCAGGUGUGGCAGCAGCUCAACGCCUGUCUGUCCCGUCUGGGGACCCAUGAGGCUUUGCUGGGGCCGCAGCUCUUCCUGUCCUGCCCGGUGGUUCCGCACAACACACAGGCCAUCGUCAGGUGGCUGGCUCGGCUGUGGAACGCCGUGGUCGUCCCCCGUGUGGAAGAAGCCAUCAUCUCCCGGGUAACAGCCAAGCGCUCUCCCUCCUCCUCCUCCUCCUCCUCGUCCUCCACCACCACCUCGUCCUCCACAUCGCCGUCGUCACAGCGACCGUCUCUUAGCAACUGCGGGCUGAGUGCCGGCCAGCAGGCUGUGGUGAAAGCCGCCCUCAGCAUCCUGGUCAACAAGGCCGUUCUCCUGGGCUGCCCUCUGCCUCGACACGAGAUCGACAGGUACCUGCUGGAGUUUCGAGGCGGGACCUUCCCUCUGUCCGCCAUCGGCUCCUUUAAAGGAAGCAGUGGCGGCGGAGGAGGAGGCAGGAAAGGUCGAGACAGCGGCAAGUUGAGACGAUCCAACACCAGCCCUCGGAAGAAGGGGAGUCCCGCCACCAACUGGAGCUGCGGUGGUUCGUUUAGAGAUGGCUCGCUGUCCAGCACUGAUGUCAGCUUCAUUGCCAAUGGAAAAAUUCAGAGGGAGCCUGUUGGUCUGUCUGUGUUCUCUGACGAUGAGACAGAUUUGAUCAGAGAGCUGCAGACCAUGUGCUCCAGCAAGUCAGAGCCAGACAUCAGCAAGAUAUCUCAGGCCAAAGACGACUUGAUCCUGUUCUCCAGCUCUCCCAGCGGAGCCGCGCCACCUCAGAAGGCAGAACGGGAAACCGCUGUGCAGCAGCGACCGCAGACGACCGUCAUCCGUCAGUCCAGCCGCAGCUCCAACCAGGCGGCCAUCCAGAGCAGCGACCGGCGUUCAGGCCCGCCGCGUGCCAAAUCGCAGCUCCCGGUCCCCAGCAGCAGGGGGCAGCAGACACGAGCUUCCAUCGCUGCCGCUGCUGCCGCCGCCGCCGCCAGCAGCAGCAACAAUAACAGCAGCAGCAGCAGCCCCAGCCGAACCCAGACGCCUUCCAGCCGCAGCAGAAGCACCAUCAACAGCAGCAGCAGCAGCAGCAAAUCAAAGCAGGCUCCACCCAACAGCAGCAACAACAACUAUUACCGCAACAACAUCAACAACCAAUCACACGAGGACAUCUGGAUCCUCCACAGAGACCUGCAUGAAAACAACAACAACAAGUAGACAUCUUCCUCCCCCCUUCCUCCUCUUCCUCUCCCCCUCCUCCCCCCUCCCUACCCAUAAUUCCGCUGUGAACCUCCCUCCAUGAUGUAAAGACUAGGUACCUGAUGACCUUUGACUUUUAGUAUUUGUACUUGUUAUCUGUACUUGUUACACUGUACUACAGUUGUGUACUUGGGGACCAUAGUUUUAUUCUAUUACAGUAUUUGAAGUAUUUGAUCGUUGGGGGUUUAAAAAAAAAAAGAAAAAGCGAGGGUUUGGUACGACUUUACGAGGGGAAAAACUACAGAAAGGUAAUUUACAGAAAGGUUACUUUACUGUUGCCUUAUUCCAGUGUUUUAACCUGCGAGACAAGAAGCAGCGCAAGACUUUAUUGAAAUAUUUGACUGGUGGAAACAGUAUUUUUGUGUACUUAAAGUGAAAUACUGUACUUCUCCCGCUGGGAUAAGGCCAUUAAAGAGUAACUGAAAGUUCUUACAGGUGUUACCUUUUAGUGAAAAGUGUUUUUGGAUCAAAGAAAGAAACAAGCAGGUUUUUAUUUUCUUUUUUUUUUGUUUUGUUUUUUUUUUUGUUGUUUUUUGCUAUUAAGUAUUUUGAGAUAUUCAAGUGUUUAUCUUUAAAUAGUUGCAAGGUUGGUUUAAAUACUGUUGAAAUUAAUCAGGGUUUUACCAAAUAUAUUUGUAAAUAAGAAUUAGUAAGUUUAAAAUGCUCUAUAGAUUGGUGUAUGUGGUAAUGAUGCUUGUACAGUGACGAAAAAACCUUAAAACUGCUGAGAAAAAAAAAAAAAAAAAAAAAAAGGAAAUGUGUACAUAGUGUUUGUAAAAGUUUGGUUCUGAACCCUUCACUUGUUUCAAAGUGAAGGGGAUGUGGCAAUAAGUAAUAGAACUGUAUAAACACAGGAUGUCCUCUGUCAACUGUAAGCCAUAAUAAAUAUUUUAAAUGCCCAUCAUUUCCCCCCCGAGUCAUGGUUCAAUUCAACCCCCCCCCCGCUGAGCCCGAUGGUGUAAUUCACUACAAAACGUCUUUCUUUUUCAUGCUUCCCAUUAAUCACUGUGUUCUCCGUAUGUUUUUAUUUUUUAAAAAAAAAAGGACAAGUUUUAUUUUAAAGUGGACAUUGUUUAUAUAUAUACAUAAAUAUAUAUAUAAAUAUAUAUAUAUACAUAUGUACAGGAGAGAUUUUAGUCAACCUAUGAUUUUGAUCUGUAUGAUAGCUGUUUGAGGUUGUCUUUCAAGCACAAAACAUUAAAAAUGGCACUGUUAAAAAUC
Thunnus maccoyii (southern bluefin tuna) is the source of this 6757-nucleotide messenger RNA. RefSeq names its product cortactin binding protein 2 (gene cttnbp2). Lineage: Eukaryota; Metazoa; Chordata; Actinopteri; Scombriformes; Scombridae. Gene Ontology annotation, molecular function: protein binding. The transcript is spliced from 23 exons. Gene Ontology annotation, biological process: regulation of synapse organization. The coding region runs from base 401 to 5494 and encodes 1697 amino acids. Gene Ontology annotation, cellular component: glutamatergic synapse. The record is from RefSeq and is a predicted model, not a curated record.